AUGGAAAAAUAUUUAUUCAAGUAUUUUACCAAAGGUUUUGAUUGUUCAAAGGUUGGUCUCCAACGUAAAAGAGCAUCCGGUGAAUCAUCUACCUGUACCAAAGGUGUUAAUGAGAUCCAAGAUUACCUAGAGUGCAGAUGUAUAGCUCCCAAUGAUGCAGCUUGGCGCUUGCUCCAGUUUGAAAUUCACCACACUAACCCUUCUGUUGAGCGUCUUCCUGUCCAUCUACCACUCGGAAACAGUGUAGUAUACAAUGAGGAUGACAGCCUAGAACAAGUAUUGCAGAACCCAUGGAAUCAAAUUACAAAGCUCACUGCCUGGUUUGAAGCUAACAAGACCUAUCCUGAGGCUGUGUGCUACACAUAUGCAGAGUUCCCAGAGCACUUCACUUGGCAUGCUGAUGGAAAGUAUUGGGAUUAUCGACGUGGUACUGUGAAGGUGGCAAGGUCGUACUCAGAGAUCAGAACAAUUGAAGGCCAACAGUAUCCAACAUUCCAGGCUGCUUGCCAGGCUCCUGGUCUCCUAGGUGAUGAUCAUCCAUUGGCUUUAUUUGAAGAACAUUUUUCUAGAAUGGGUGAGGACUACAUGCAUCGCAUUGGGCAUAGUAUGACAUACCAUUCUACACCUUUUACACAACAUGUUAGAUCAUUUGUUCUUGCUGAAAUUGACAAGUUGCUUAGAAAUUCUGGAUAUAGCUUACCACACUUUAACUUGCCUGAGCCCAUUCUUACCAGUGCAUGUGCAGUUGGCAAUAGACUUUUAACAGAUGAACAAGCUUAUGAUAUUGAUAGGAUAUCAGUAGAAGCAGCUGAACAACUCAAUCAAUUGAAUCUGAAUCAAAAACAUGUUUAUGAUGUUGUCCUUCAAUCAGUCAACAAUUGCAUUGGUCACACAUUCUUUGUGCAUGGCUAUGGUGGUACCGGGAAGACAUUUCUUUGGAAUGCUUUGCUUAAUGCUGUUAGAGCUCAAGGAAAAAUUGCUUUGGCUGUUGCAUCAUCUAGCAUUGCUGCACUUCUUCUGCCAGGAUACUUGCUUUUGCCACCUGAAUCAAGAAAUAUUUCAUCACUGGUAUCUUUUGUGUACAAUGAAUCAAGCAUUUCAGAUAUGGUUGCUUAUUUCUGUGAGCGAGCAAUCCUUGCCCCAACUAAUGACAUAGCUGCAGAAAUCAACUCCCACAUGAUAUCUCAGUUGCCAACAGAACAAAUGUCAUAUUAUAGCUCAGACAUCAUAGAUGAUAGCACAGCUAAUCGUGCUACACUUGAGGCCUUUUAUCCAGUGGAGUUCCUCAACACAAUAUAA
This is a messenger RNA of Oryza sativa Japonica Group (Japanese rice), 1299 nucleotides long. RefSeq lists its product as uncharacterized. Lineage: Eukaryota; Viridiplantae; Streptophyta; Magnoliopsida; Poales; Poaceae. The record is from RefSeq and is a predicted model, not a curated record. Gene Ontology annotation, molecular function: DNA helicase activity. Gene Ontology annotation, biological process: telomere maintenance; DNA repair.